GGUGAAAGUUCAAAACACAGCCGCAGUGAUGUCACUUACAGGCAGCAUGGCUGCGCUCAGUGUUGCAAGGCGUUUAGUAAAGUCUUACUUUUGCGUUAAAUGUUUAGAUAAAAAUGUGCACGCGCGUUUGCAGACUACAACACGAAUGUUCUGUGUAUCAGUAUCACGCAGCAGCUCCGUGGGUGUACCUAAAGCUCAGUUCACAGAUACAGAGGUUCAAGACAUUCUGACCAAAAUCACGGGUCUGGAUCUGGAGAAAGUGUUCCGACCCUUAAGAGAGCAGCUAACACCACCUAAAUACAAGCUUAUGACAGACACAGAAUUAGAGGAGGCAGUGCAUAAAGCAGAGGAGCAGGCAAAACAUUUGCUGAAGAUGCCACCGGUCCUGCCUGAGAGGAAGCCUAUAAAUGAUGUGCUUUCUGAAGAUCAGAUGCUAGAGGGCAUGGACACUGCUAAAUAUGUAUUCACCGACAUCAACUUUAACGUCCCGCAUCGAGAAAGAUUCAUAGUUGUGAGAGAACCCAAUGGAAUCCUGAGAAAAGCAUCAUGGAACGAAAGAGAUAGGAUAAUACAAGUUUACUUCCCCAAAGAGGGCCGCAAGGUCACGCCACCACCCAUCUUUAAAGAAGAAAAUCUCAGGGUGGUCUUUGAACAGGAUAGACACGAGGAUGUGCUAAACCAGUGCGUUGUCCAAUUUGAGCCAGACUCUGCAGAAUUUAAAAAUGUGCUCAUGCUGACCUAUGAGGACAUUGAAAAGCAUGGGAAAUAUGAUCUGCUCAGAUCCACGCGGUUCUUUGGUGGUUUGGCCUGGCAUCUGGCUAAUGGUCGGCGAAUUGAUGGCCUUCUGGUGAACAUGUUGCAGAGAGACCUAAUGCAGGAUGCGGUGAGGUUGGUGCGUCUGUUUCAUUUGGUUCAUCCUCAGAGUGAGUCUGCGCAGCAUGCUCAAAGACAACAGGCCACUGACCUGGACCUUCUGAAGAUCUAUGCCCAGUACGAGUCAAACAGAGCUGGAUUCAUCGAGCUGGCAGUGCAAAACUAUGAACAGACUAAAGCACUGAGCUCUGUUUAAAUGCAUCGAAGUGUUAAAACACUGAAAAACGAUCAUUUAUCAUGAAUUGAAGUAUCUGUCAUAUCGUUUAAAUGUUCAUGUCAAGUUUUGAAACGUACUUAUUCUGUACAUAAUAAAGAAAUCUUUGUGUA
Molecule: messenger RNA, 1200 nt
Organism: Megalobrama amblycephala (Wuchang bream)
Lineage: Eukaryota; Metazoa; Chordata; Actinopteri; Cypriniformes; Xenocyprididae
Gene: mrps22
Product: mitochondrial ribosomal protein S22
Cellular component (GO): mitochondrial small ribosomal subunit
Molecular function (GO): structural constituent of ribosome
Source: RefSeq, a predicted model, not a curated record